CUCUUGUGGUGUCCUGCGCAGGGCCAGGAGUUGGACUCUGAUCCUGAUGGAUCCCUUCCAACUCAACAUAUUCCAAGCGGCUGCUCAGGGUUUCCCGCUGCACUCUGACCACUUCUGGAGCCAUUUGUUGUCUUGGGAUGGUCAGGGCCAGUCCCCUGGGACAGGGUGAGCCGGGGGGUGCAGCUGUCUCUCCAGACCUGCAUUUCCCUACCAGGUGCAGGGCAGGUGUAGGUGCUACCUGGAGCUUUAGCUUGAGGUGUGCUACCUUCAUUGCUCAUUACAAAGAAGUGUUAGUACAGGGAGAGGCCACACAACGUAUCUUUGUGAAGGAGCCACUGGCACAUGAGAGCAAAUAAUGAGAAUCUUCUGCAAUACCUCAGUAAGUUGUUUCUGCAAGUAACAUUUUCUCUUUAACAUUGGUAUCAAGCCAUGCAUUUAUGUUAUUUCAGCAGCUUUCUCAGGUUGGAGCCUGAUAGAGAAGUUCAUCAUAUGUGGCACACAGAACUGUAGCUGAGACCAAGGAGUGAAGCUCCUACUCAGAGCACAGAACUGUAACUACUUCUGCAGUUCUUUGGCUGUAUGUUAUGUUGGCUCCCACAGAACAGCAUCUGGUCUAAGAUCUCUGGCAAGGUUUGCAAUGCCUUCCAUAAAAUGCCCCAUGGUUUCUUGAAAAAUGCUUUCUCCACGUCUGCAGCAGUAUUACCUUUCAGCAUAGCCUGCCCCUGGAUCAGCAAAACUGUUUCCUGUGGUAGGAAAUUUAUGUACAAGGGAUUAUAGACUGUAACAAAUGCUGCACCCAGAGUUAAGAGUGUGUGCUAAGGAUUGUUGCUUCUUCAGGCUUCUUGCAGUGGCCCUCAGACUUACCAGUUACCAUGUUCUGAUACAUUCAGAAAAGACUUUAUGCAAAUCUGUGAUGGCUUUCAGUCACAGGGAGGGCAAGAGUUAUUUCUGGCUUUCUAACAGUGCUUGUUCAAUGAGUGCAGUGCUGAGCCCAACGUAAAUCACAGGGAGCAAAACAGAAACAUAAAGAGCUGAGAAUAUCUGAGCUAUGUUGGUACUGAAGAGUUAACAUGAAGAAAACUUUUUUCCCCCCCUGGUUCUGCUCUGAUCUCUGUGUUUUUGGUCAAGUAGCAGGGUUUUGUGGUGGGUUUUUUUAGGUAGUGGAUGACAGUUAACAUCAGGAUUUUUUCAUUGAUUCUUUAGCUCUGUCAACUUCCUUGGAUAUUGGGCUGAGUAACUGGAGCUUCCUGUAUGUCACUGUCUCCCUCUACACGAUGACCAAAUCCUCUGCUAUUCUCUUCAUCCUGCUUUUUUCACUGCUCUUCAAGCUGGAGGAAAUGAGAGUGACGUUGCUCCUGGUGGUUCUGCUCAUUGCUGGGGGACUCUUCAUGUUCACCUACAAGUCCACCCAGUUCAACGCACAGGGGUUCAUCCUGGUGCUCUGUGCCUCUUUCCUUGGGGGCAUCCGCUGGACUCUCACACAGAUACUUAUGCAGAAGGCUGAGCUGGGGCUCCAGAAUCCCAUUGAUAUCAUGUUUCACCUGCAGCCGCUCAUGUUCCUGGGGCUCUUCCCACUCUUUGCGGUGUUUGAGGGCCUGCCUUUGUCCAUAUCAGAGAAGCUCUUCCGUUUCCAUGAAGCAGGAAUGCUGUUCUCUCUGGUAGGGAAGCUGUUCUUGGGUGGAAUUCUUGCCUUUGGUCUAGGCUUUUCUGAGUUCCUCUUGGUUUCCAGAACAUCUAGCCUCACCCUUUCCAUUGCUGGCAUUUUUAAGGAAAUCUGCAUUUUAUUCCUCGCCACACAUUUGCUGGGAGACCGCCUCAGUCUCUUGAACUGGCUGGGCUUUGCUGUCUGCCUGUCGGGAAUCUCCCUUCAUGUCGUUCUCAAAGCCGUGAAUUCCAAAGGUGACAAAACACUGGAGCCACACAAAGAGGCCAACUCUGACCCUGACCUGGAGCUGCUGCUGCACCACACUGAACAUGGGGACAAGGAGGAAGAGGAUGUUGAAACCCCACAACAAUGACUGAACAUGAAGCACAAAGUCUCUUGCUCUGUUCUUACCAAACCUACCUGAUAUCUAUCUAGGAGGAAAGUCCAAAAGUCUCUGUGACCACCCAAAGGAGAGCCAGGGCCUAGUGAGAGAAUUCUGCUGCUCUGCUACAGUGUGAAUCUGUAAAUGCUGCACAAGAAACAGGCAAAAUUCCUUUCACAGGAACUUUGAAGACAAGCCCUGGUUCAGUGGACGUGGAACAGCCCAUGAGACACAGAAAUGCUCCAGCAAGUCUGUUAGGGGAUCCUGAAGGCUGAAUACUGUAGACCAUGGGCUGUAGAAUGAGUGUGGACAUACCUGGACUGCAGGCUGAGUGGUUCAGGGAUGAUUUUACUGUUUUAGGCUUUGGCUUCAAAAGAGAAGGUAGAUAUACCUUCCCCCCCCUUUUUUUUUUUUUUAAAUGUUUCUACAAAGUAGGAACUUCCAUCCUGGUGGGAGCAGAUGACUGUAUAAAUCCUUAGGGUUGUCCCAGUGAGAAGGACCCUUUGUGCCUGGUGACCUCCAUGUUCUGUGUGCAUAGUAAGGAGAGAAUUAAAUGCUGGUAUUUGGGACCAAUUGAACCUGCCAAGUGAUGUUGGUUGGAGGCAGGAUGGGGAUGCAGGAGUACCUGUGGUGCUACAGGCCAAGGGGAGAGAGAGCUGUGUCACAGGAGGCCUAACCUGAGCAAUAAGCUUAUCAGAAAGUAUGUGGGGUUUUGAGAGGGGGAUUUUUUGUUUUAUAAAUAAACUGUUUUUCUGAUU
Manacus vitellinus (golden-collared manakin) is the source of this 2785-nucleotide messenger RNA. RefSeq names its product solute carrier family 35 member C2 (gene SLC35H1). The record is from RefSeq and is a predicted model, not a curated record. Gene Ontology annotation, biological process: UDP-glucose transmembrane transport. The transcript is spliced from 7 exons. Gene Ontology annotation, molecular function: antiporter activity. Gene Ontology annotation, cellular component: cis-Golgi network; endoplasmic reticulum-Golgi intermediate compartment; Golgi apparatus. Bases 1275 to 2018 code for a protein of 247 amino acids. Lineage: Eukaryota; Metazoa; Chordata; Aves; Passeriformes; Pipridae.